UCUACAUGUUGGGAAAUGAUGAACCGGUCCCAUCCCUGCAUCUCCUUUUGCUGGAUGUAUUUUGCUGCUUCUGGAAUCAGAGCCGUAGAGACAGCAAACGGAAAGUAUGCCCAGAAAUUGUUUAGCGAUCUUUUUGAAGACUACUCCAAUGCUCUGCGUCCAGUAGAAGAUACGGACGCGGUGCUGAACGUCACUCUGCAGGUCACGCUCUCCCAGAUAAAGGACAUGGACGAGAGAAAUCAGAUUCUGACAGCCUAUCUGUGGAUCCGCCAGACCUGGCACGAUGCGUACCUCACGUGGGAUCGAGAGCAGUAUGACGGGCUGGACACCAUCAGGAUUCCCAGCGACCUGGUGUGGAGACCGGACAUUGUCCUGUACAACAAGGCCGACGACGAGUCUUCAGAGCCGGUGAACACCAACGUGGUCCUGCGGUAUGAUGGGCUCAUCACCUGGGACUCUCCAGCCAUCACCAAAAGCUCCUGUGUGGUGGACGUCACCUAUUUCCCCUUCGACAGCCAGCAGUGCAACCUGACCUUUGGUUCCUGGACCUACAAUGGGAACCAGGUGGACAUAUUCAAUGCCCUGGACAGUGGUGACCUCUCUGACUUCAUUGAAGACGUGGAAUGGGAAGUUCAGGGCAUGCCUGCCGUGAAGAACGUCAUCUCCUACGGCUGCUGCUCUGAGCCUUACCCAGACGUCACCUUCACUCUCCUUCUGAAGAGGAGGUCCUCCUUCUACAUCGUCAACCUCCUCAUCCCCUGUGUCCUCAUAUCAUUCCUCGCUCCACUGAGUUUCUACCUCCCAGCAGCCUCUGGGGAGAAGGUCUCUCUGGGAGUGACCAUCCUAUUGGCCAUGACUGUGUUUCAGCUAAUGGUGGCAGAGAUCAUGCCGGCCUCAGAAAACGUCCCUCUGAUAGGAAAAUACUACAUAGCUACCAUGGCCUUGAUCACCGCCUCCACAGCCCUGACCAUCAUGGUGAUGAAUAUCCACUUCUGUGGGGCAGAAGCCCAGCCAGUGCCACACUGGGCCAAGGUGGUCAUCCUGAAAUACAUGUCCAGGAUCUUGUUUGUCUACGAUGUGGGUGAGAGCUGCCUUAGCCCCCGCCACAGCCAGGAGCCAGAACGAAUCACAAAGGUUUAUAGCAAACUCCCAGGGUCCAACCUGAAAACGUCCAGAAACAAAGACCUUUCCAGAAAGAAGGAACUGAGCAAACUCCUAAAGAAUGACCUGGGGUACCAGGGUGGGAUCCCCCAGAAUCCUGACAGUUACUGCGCACGCUAUGAAGCACUGACAAAAAAUAUUGAAUACAUUGCCAAAUGUCUCAAGGACCACAAGGCCACCAACUCCAAGGGCAGCGAGUGGAAGAAGGUUGCCAAAGUCAUAGACCGUUUCUUCAUGUGGAUUUUCUUCGCUAUGGUGUUUGUCAUGACCGUUUUGAUCAUAGCAAGAGCAGAUUAG
This is a messenger RNA of Mus pahari (shrew mouse), 1458 nucleotides long. RefSeq names its product cholinergic receptor nicotinic alpha 9 subunit (gene Chrna9). Gene Ontology annotation, molecular function: acetylcholine-gated monoatomic cation-selective channel activity; transmembrane signaling receptor activity. Gene Ontology annotation, biological process: regulation of membrane potential; nervous system process; chemical synaptic transmission. The record is from RefSeq and is a predicted model, not a curated record. The transcript is spliced from 5 exons. Bases 16 to 1458 code for a protein of 480 amino acids. Gene Ontology annotation, cellular component: neuron projection; synapse; postsynaptic membrane. Lineage: Eukaryota; Metazoa; Chordata; Mammalia; Rodentia; Muridae.